Sycon ciliatum is the source of this 2841-nucleotide messenger RNA. RefSeq names its product sialin-like. The coding region runs from base 234 to 2018 and encodes 594 amino acids. Gene Ontology annotation, biological process: monoatomic anion transport; transmembrane transport. Lineage: Eukaryota; Metazoa; Porifera; Calcarea; Leucosolenida; Sycettidae. Gene Ontology annotation, molecular function: transmembrane transporter activity. Gene Ontology annotation, cellular component: membrane. The transcript is spliced from 10 exons. The record is from RefSeq and is a predicted model, not a curated record.
GCGCGUGCAAUGCACGCGGUGCAUGCUGUCAUGCUAUUUUUGUAGAAUCAGAUUAUCUGUUUGAGUUUAGAGUUUGAGUUGAGUGCCAACCGGUAUGGCUAUGUUCGUAUGAAAACGAAAUUUCCUUACCGGUUCGACAAGAAAUAGAGAGAUUCGUACUCGUGGACCUAUGGAGGUUGCGUAGGAUACGGUACAUGCGUUAGACCUCGUGACAGUCCUGCAGCUUGAUCUCAAUGUCGUCUUUGCUCAGUGUGAAGAAGAGGUCUGGCGAAGGCAGUGGAGAUUCCAAUGACGAGAAGUUUGCGCUUAGUCAACUCAGCCGAGCCUCCCCAAGCGGAGACCCGAGCGUAAUGCCGGGAUUUUCCAGUGACAAAGAGGAUGAUGAGACCAGGAAUCUAGUUGAGCCGGCAAUGACCAACCCUACAGCAGCCUUCCCAAGGCCUGCUUUCAAAUUGUCGAAUGGCAUCCCUACAAGAUGGCAAUUGGCACUGCUGAGCAUGUUUGGGUUCAUGUUCCUGUAUGCUCUCCGCUUCAACAUCAGUCAAGCGCUUGUGGCAAUGACAGGAAAUGUUACUUACUGCAACGGCACACCAGCAAAUCCCCAGUUUAAUUGGUCGUCUGAGGCUCAAGGAGUUAUACAGUCAUCAUUCUUCUACGGAUACACUGCCAUGGCUCUACCCGGUGGCUGGUUGUGCGGCGUCUUUGGAUCUAAGCGUGUGAUUGCCGUGUCCAUGACGAUCAACGCGCUGCUGUGCUUGCUGACGCCGGUGAUGGCCACGGCCGGUGUGCCGUAUCUCAUCAUGGUGCGUGUGAUGCAAGGACUGGUGCAGGCACCGUUCUACCCAGCCAUGCACCGCAUGUGGGGCAGGUGGGCACCGCAGGCCGACGUGGGCGCCUUGUCAUCACUGUCCUACUCGGGUCCGUACAUUGGCAAUAUUCUCAGCUAUCUCUUAGGAGGGUUUCUCAGCGAGAGCGGCUUUGGUGCAUCCAGCGGGCAAACUUACUGUGGUGCUAACUGGCCAUCUAUAUUUUACGUUUUUGGUGCUGGCGCUCUGGCGUGGACCGUUAUCUGGAUGUUCCUGGCAUUUGAGACACCUGACGUUCAUCCACGUAUCUCUCAUGCUGAACGUACGUACAUCAUCAAGAAUCUUGCACAUGACAAUGCUGAUCCAGAAGAUCGAAUUGAGGACAAGCCCUAUAGUUUCCUGGACUUGUUCCCAAUCGUGGCAUGCCUGCCGCGACGCUACGUUCAGAACUGCCGCAUCCCAUGGCGUGCCAUAGUGACGUCUAAACCCGUGUGGGCGCUGUGCUUCAGCCUGUUCACGUUCGACUACGGCAUGUACACCCUGAUGACCAACGUGCCAAAGUACUUGAACGAGGUGGAGAACUUUGACGUGGCGUCGAGUGGAAUCUUUUCGGCACUGCCAUUCCUGUGUAUGUGGAUUUUCACCUUAUUGGCUGGAGCCGUAAAUGGGCUGUCCAUAGUGCAGAACAACCUCUCAUUCAACGUACAGCGAAAGUCACUAACAUUGAUUGGUACUAUCUUCCCGGCAGGUUUUCUCAUCCUUGCCGGCUACUCAACAUCACGCACAAGUGCAGUGGCGUACAUCACAGCCUCGGCCGGCAUCAGCGGUGUUCAGAUGAUUGGUGCUGGAAUCAAUCAAAUUGACUUGGCGCCACGCUAUGCCGAUGUCCUCAUGGGCUUUUCAAACCUCUUUGCCAGCAUGGGUGGAAUCCUGGCGCCGUAUUUCGCCGCUGUGUUGACGCCUAAUCACACGGCCGCCGAAUGGCGACUUGUGUUCUUCAUCACGUCCGGCAUGUUUGUUGCCGGCGCAGUGGGCUUUGCUAUCUUCGGCUCGGCAGAACACCAAUGGUGGGCACUCGGGGACACGCAGAAGAGGCCAGGCGGUGCCAGUGGCGCACACUCUAGACUCUCCAGCAAGAACCAUCGCAAUUCUGAGUCACCGUUGCUCGAUCCAGCUGAUAGUGGUGCCGAGACCGUCCAGUACUCAGUGUAGCACAGGACAGUGUGUUGCUGACGCGUGGGUGUAGCUUACGUAUAGACUGACUGAACUACAGGAGCAUGCGUUCCUAAUGCGUCUGUGUAGCUCACAUAUACACUCAACCACAGGAUGGUGUGUAGCACUGCAGUGUCAUCCACACAUAAUUGUGGACACUGGUCACCUAGUUUACUCCUAUACCUAUUAUUUGUCUAUUACUACACAAUCUCCCUGGAUGGAGUCCUUGUGUCGUUGUCUUUACUCCUGUAUUUUUGUUAAUCCUGCAUCGGCUUUAUGUUUUUACCAGUUUGUUUGGCGCGUGCACACCUUCACGUGGAUUACAUCAAAGUGUUUUCUGCAUUGUAGUUUUACUUCAGACACCUCUCCUCCUCACCCCCCACCCCACCUCCGGAUUUAGAUUUAGAUCACUGGAAUCAUCUAUGCCCCUACAUUUCUUGGUUGGGCACUCAACUCAGUAUGGAGGCAACUUUUCUUUUUUUUUAGGAAUCACCACUGCUGUUGGUCAUCAACUUGGCCACUCGGUUAUUGCACAUGCUGUUGAUUUUUUAUUCCCUCUCAUACUCGGUUUCUUGAUUACAGCGUAUUUCUAAAUAUCAGUUCCUAUAUCAUCAUCUUUGAUUUCCAGCUGACCAGGCGAUUUCUGGACAUAUUUCUUAUACUUUUGACAACCUCUUGUUGUGCCCUUCUCUUCCCUCUCCGUAGAUGGGAAACUGGUCGUACCGGGUGCUUUUUAUUUGUGAAGAGUCGUCGACACCAGUAUACUAAUAACCUGUAAUAUGUAUGAUUUGUUAACUAAUUUAGUGAUUACAGUUGACAGCAA